AUGGAUCAGACAUGGGUCUCCAUCAUCUUCUUUUCCUCAGCUGUCUGUGGCGUAUCUGCAUACGUUCCUCGUCAGUAUGUCUUUGUGAAUGAGAGUAAAAACUGGACUGAAGCUCAGAGCUACUGCAGACAGAACUACACUGACCUGGCCACCAUCAGUAACAUGGAGGAGAUGAAGAAGCUCAAUUCUACUCUAAACACACUGAAAAAUGCACCCAACAGCUCUGUUUGGAUCGGCCUAAAAAAGGGGUUGAUGGGAAAUGGCUAUGGUCUCUUGCAGAUGGAAAUUUCUAUAGAGGUGGAGACACGUACAGAAACUGGAGGAGUGGAGAACCUGACAAUGGGGGGAACAAAGGGGACGACUGUCUGUGGUGUAUCUGCAUACGUUCCUCGUCAGUAUGUCUUUGUGAAUGAGAGUAAACCCUGGACUGAAGCUCAGAGCUACUGCAGACAGAACUACACUGACCUGGCCACCAUCAGUAACAUGGAGGAGAUGAAGAAGCUGAAUGCUACUCUGAACAACAAACCUAGAAGCCCUGCUUGGAUCGGCCUAGCCAGAGGGGACACUGGGAAAUGGCUGUGGUCUCUAGCAGAUAGAGGUUUCUACGAGGAAGGAGACACUUACCGAAACUGGAAUAGUGGUCCCCCGAAAGAACCGAACAAUGAUGGGGGGAAUGAAUACUGUGUUGGGAUGUUUAUGGACAGUGGAAACUGGUUUGAUGUCAAAUGUAAUGACAUAUACACUUCUGUGUGUUAUGAUGAAAAGAAGACGAGCACUAAAAGAUACGUGUUCAUUAAUGAGACAAAGAACUGGUACGAUGCUCAGAGCUACUGCAGAGAACAUCACACAGACCUGGUCAGUGUGAGGAACCAGACGGAGAACCAGCUGAUCUUUAAUAUAUCAAAAAACUCUUCAAAUUCUGAUCGCGUUUGGAUCGGCCUGUUCAACGACUCCUGGCAGUGGUCGGAUCAGAGCGACUCCUCAUUCAGAUACUGGAUGUCUGGUCCAGAGAAUUAUGCUCAAGGAGAAAUGUGUGCUGCAGUGUUUGAGCAGGGCUACUGGAAUAAUGUGGCCUGCAACAACAAGCUGCCGUUCAUCUGCUAUGAGAAUAAGCUGAUCUUGAUCAAGCAGAAUCUGACCUGGAGAGAAGCUCUCAGAUACUGCAGAGAUAAUCAUGUGGACCUGGUCUCAGUUCACUCUGAGGAGAUCCAGCUCUGGGUGAAGGAGGUUUCACAGAACGCCUCCACUGAACUUGUGUGGUUGGGUCUGCGUCACACCUGCACUCCGGGUUUCUGGUACUGGUUGAAUGUUUCACCUAUGUGCUACCAGAACUGGGCUCCAGGUAACGGGACAGGAGGAGAAGACUGCAGCCCUGUAGAGAGAACCGGAGCGGUGCAGGCUAGAGGAGGUCAGCAGUGGGUCAGCCUGCCUGAGGACCACAAACUCAACUUCAUCUGCCUCACCUAUGAAGGAUAG
This is a messenger RNA of Pygocentrus nattereri (red-bellied piranha), 1476 nucleotides long. Its product is annotated as macrophage mannose receptor 1-like. The transcript has 5 exons. Bases 1 to 1476 code for a protein of 491 amino acids. The record is from RefSeq and is a predicted model, not a curated record. NCBI's taxonomy places the organism in Eukaryota, Metazoa, Chordata, Actinopteri, Characiformes, Serrasalmidae.